Molecule: messenger RNA, 977 nt
Organism: Hyaloscypha bicolor E
Lineage: Eukaryota; Fungi; Ascomycota; Leotiomycetes; Helotiales; Hyaloscyphaceae
Product: phosphoribosyl pyrophosphokinase
Exons: 4
Coding region: 12-977 (321 amino acids)
Biological process (GO): ribonucleoside monophosphate biosynthetic process; 5-phosphoribose 1-diphosphate biosynthetic process; purine nucleotide biosynthetic process
Cellular component (GO): cytoplasm; ribose phosphate diphosphokinase complex
Molecular function (GO): magnesium ion binding; ribose phosphate diphosphokinase activity
Source: RefSeq, a predicted model, not a curated record
AGACAGACAAGAUGGCGACGAAUUCCAUCAAGCUGCUUACGGGCAAUAGCCACCCGCAGCUGGCGAAGCAGGUCGCUGAUAGGUUGGGCAUUGAGCUCGCAAAGACGAUGAGCUUGAAUUAUUCGAAUCAGGAGACGAGCGUCACUGUGGGUGAGAGUGUUCGGGAUGAAGACGUCUUCAUCCUCCAAUCCACCGCGCCCGGCGACAUCAACGACGACCUCAUGGAACUCCUCAUAAUGAUCAACGCCUGCAAAACCGCCUCGGCCCGUCGCAUCACAGCCGUGAUCCCCAACUUCCCCUAUGCGCGCCAAGACAAGAAAGACAAGAGCAGAGCACCGAUAUCCGCGAAAUUGAUAGCCAAUAUGCUGCAGACGGCGGGCUGUAAUCAUGUUAUCACGAUGGAUUUGCAUGCUAGUCAGAUCCAGGGGUUCUUCAAUGUGCCGGUCGAUAAUCUGUAUGCGGAGCCCAGCACUUUGCGCUGGAUCAGGGAGAAUUUGAGGGUUGAGGAUUGUGUGGUUGUUAGUCCUGAUGCCGGGGGUGCGAAGAGGGCAACAUCCAUAGCCGACCGCCUCGAUCUCGGCUUUGCACUCAUCCACAAAGAGCGCGCGCGCCCCAACGAAGUCUCACGCAUGGUGCUGGUUGGCGACGUCGAGAACAAGAUCGCGAUCCUUGUCGACGACAUGGCGGACACGUGUGGCACGCUCGUCAAAGCCGCGGAAACGGUAAUGGCGCACAAGGCGCGCGAAGUCGUUGCGAUCGUCACUCAUGGAAUAUUAAGCGGGAAUGCGAUCGAGACCCUGAAUAAGAGUAAGUUGAGUAGGGUGGUAGUUACGAAUACGGUUCCUCUCGGCGAUAAGGGGGAGAGGUGUGGACUGUUGCGGGUUAUGGAUAUUAGUCCUACAUUGGCGGAGGCGAUUCGACGCACACAUAAUGGGGAGAGUGUGAGUUUUUUGUUUACGCAUGCGCCGACAGAUUGA